CGCCCCGUCGCGCCUCUUCCCCAAUCCCCCCCUCCCCUUCUCCUCUCUGUCGCCCUGUGUCACCAGACACCUCUCUCCGCCCACGCCUCCCUCCUGCCCUCCCUCCACGCCUCUGCUCCAUCGCAGCCCCCAGCCCCUCCCCUGCUGGCUCGCCCGCUACAUCCGGCUCCUUCCACUUGGUCGCCCCAUCUCUGCCUGCAGUCGUGUCUUCCUCGUCACAAGCCACUGGGAAGCGCCAGGCGCCUCCCUUCUUCCGGUCUUCAUCGUCACUGGACGGUGAGACGGUGAUCGACCUCUCGGAGGAUCUGCCCCACGAGCCGACUCCAAAGCGUCGGUCCCCCUCGGCGAGCGCCUCCUCUCCCCAGGCACCUCCGACGCCACCUUCACAGCAGCGCCAGCCGCGGCACUCCGGCCGAUCGCGCCAACCCCCGGCAUCGCCCCCGCCGAAGCCCUCCCGAGCCCAGACCCCCUUUUCGACCCCGCCCCCGCCCCCGCCGUCCACGACCCCCGGCCCCGCCUCGUCCUCCCACCGGCCGAUGUCAGCCGCCUCCCAGUCCAAUCAACAUGGCCGGCCGGCCUCUCGCCUAGCGGUGGAUCCCCAAUUCGCCCCGAACUCCACCGCCACGCACUAUGAACGCCUGGGGCUGUCACCCGAUGCCACGGCCAAGGAAAUUCGCCAAUCCUUCCGAAAGAAGGCCCUCCUUCUCCACCCAGACAAGAAUACCGCGGAGGAUGGCCCAGAGGCGGCGCGUCGCUUCCAGAUGCUUGUACAUUCGUAUAACACCCUUUCCGACGAAACCCUCCGGCUCAAGUACGACAAUGAGCUGGAGCGCCGGAGGCGUAUCUCAGCUCGCAAGCGCCAAUCGGCCGCCUCCAAGGCAUCGGCCGCGCGGUCAGCCGCCGCUGCCGCCCCUCGGCCAUCAUCCAGCCACCCUCAGGCAGCCCCCCCCAGCACUGCCUCCAGCACUGCCUCCCAUCAGACCCCCUCCACCACUGGCGCGGGCACCGGGCGCCCCGGCUCGGCAUCCUUCCCGUGGACACAUUCGGAGGCCCCCCAGCCGCACACCCAUUCGACGCACCACUCCUUCUCGUCCGCCAACGGCCACACCACUUUUACCACAUCCACCCGCACAACCACCUCCGGUGGAGGAGGGACCUGGUCUGCCUCGACAACCACCUCCACUUCCACCCCCGGCGUCGGGCCAGCCGGGACAGCACCCGUCCACCAGCAGCAAACCUUCUUCAGGACUGGCAGCGGCUCGUCAUACACGUAUGCUUACCAUCCGCCGCCCGGCAGUGGCUCCGCCCCAUCCCCGCCUCCGGCCCCGGCCCCGGCCCCGGCCCCGGCCCCAGCCCCGGCUGCGCACUACCCCGGCGCCAGCCCUCCAGGAGCGGAUCCGGCGGCGGCGGCCUCUUUCGGCCACUCGAUGUUCAAUUACCCAUAUGUCUUCAACCCGGCGGAUGUGCAACACGCACAGCAGGAGAUGGCUUCGCUUCACAUGCAUCAACAUGCUGCCCACAUAUCCCAAACUACGGCACAUGUGUUCAAUCACUUUUUCAAUGACUUCACGCACAUCUUCAAUGACCUGGCCGGCUUCACGGGACAGCCAACCGCCUCUCCUCUCCAGGGGGCCUUCAGCCAGGUGUUCAUGAACCUCUACCCGGGCAUCGAUGUGCCGAACUCCGUGCUUUCGAUCGUCCAACACCAAUACGCCGCGAACCAGGUCCGGGCUCCGGCCCCGCCCCCGGCCCCGGCCCCCGCCCCCGCCGCGACAACACACUACACGCCAUACUACAGCACUCUGGGCCAGCCUUCCCCGGCCCAGGCUCAGUCCUUCCCCUCGACGCGGCCGCCCCCGCAGCCGCAGCCGCAGCCACAGUCGCAGCCGCAGCCGCACUUGUACUCGCACUCGCAGCCGGCUCGGCCACCGCCCGUGCAUACCCCCUACUUUCUGGACAUCCAGAACCAGUCGGGUCCCGCACCGGCUCCUGGCCGUGUGUACAGUCAUCACACAUCCUAGAUCUCUGUGUCAUACCAUGCCGCCUGGGGGGGGGCGGGGGAGAUGUGCCUCCUCCGCCCGGUUGUUGUCCGUGUUGGAAGGCACGACCGCAGCCAGGAGGGGGAGGGCAUGUGCCCAGGUGUGCAUGCGCGCGCAGCAUGCCCUAUGCGCCAGAUGCGCCUUCCCGCGAGGCAAUAUCACUCUGUCCUUGUUUUCAUCCACCUAUAUUCCUUGC
Fonticula alba is the source of this 2235-nucleotide messenger RNA. RefSeq lists its product as hypothetical. Gene Ontology annotation, molecular function: Hsp70 protein binding. The record is from RefSeq and is a predicted model, not a curated record. The transcript has 4 exons. Gene Ontology annotation, cellular component: endoplasmic reticulum membrane. The coding region runs from base 537 to 2021 and encodes 494 amino acids. Gene Ontology annotation, biological process: cellular response to misfolded protein. Lineage: Eukaryota; Rotosphaerida; Fonticulaceae.